AGAAAGUAAUGUUGAAUUUCUUUUCUAUAAUGUUACAGUUUAGUAUAUGUUUCAUUUAAUUCCAAAAUGGAUCUAAAAUCCAUUUUAGAAAGUCAUUUGAGUAAAUGUGGAAAUAAGUCAAAGAUUAGUUCAGAGGAUUCAGCAACAAUUUCUAAUGUUGGCAGUAGUACCAAAUCAACUUUGCCUGAAAAUUCAUCUACCUUAGAUGACUCUACAUUUAACUCAGUCUUAGAUGAUCCAGCAUUGGAGGCUGAAACUGAACAACUAUUUGAGAAAUAUUACUGUGAAUGGAAAGGCUUGGACUCCUCUCAGCCCUCCACAUCCAAGCCUGUGCUGCCAAAAUUUUAUCAGAAGCUACCAGCUGAAGACGACACCUUGCGGCAGAAGCUGAGAGAAGAGUCUAGGGCCAUGUUCCUUCAGCGUAAAAGUCGUGAGCUCUUGGAUAAUGAGGAACUAAAACAACUCUAUGUGCUUCUUGAUAAGCAACCAAGUCCACCCAUAGAUAACACUGAAGAGCAGCUCAUUAACUAUGAUGAUUUUCUCAAAGUAGCUGAACUGGCUGGCCCUAAGUGCCGCCAGUACUUCCAACCUACGACUUUUAUGAAGUUGCUGCAGAACGAUCCUUAUGGCCGCAUUUCUGUAAUGAAUUUCUUCAACUAUGUCAUGAGAAAAGUGUGGCUUCAUCAAACGCGAAUUGGCUUGUCUCUUUAUGAUGUCUCUGGCCUCGGUUACCUCAGAGAAUCAGACCUGGAAAACUACAUUCUUGAGCUCAUUCCUACUCUACAUCAACUGCAAGGACUUGAACAAUCGUUCCACUCUUUCUAUGUGUGCACCGCCGUUCAUAAAUUUUUCUUCUUCCUAGAUCCCCUACAUACGGGGCAGAUUAAAAUCCAAGACAUCCUUUCGUGCAGCUUUCUGGACGACCUUCUGGAGCUCAGAGACGAAGAUUUACCCAAAGACCAGCAACAGAGCAACUGGUUCUCGGCCCCGUCCACCUUACGUGUCUAUGGUAUGUACCUCAACUUGGACAAAGACAGAAAUGGGAUGUUAUCGAAGCAAGAACUGCUGAAAUUUGGUAUGGGGACUCUGACUCCUGUAUUCAUUGACAGAGUCUUCCAAGAAUGCCUCACUUAUGAUGGUGAGAUGGACUACAAAACGUACCUAGACUUCGUCUUGGCUCUCGAGAACAAAAAAGAGCCGCAAGCCUUGCACUAUUUCUUCAAGAUUCUCGACAUCGACAAGAAGGGGUAUUUAACAGUGUUCACGCUCAAUUAUUUCUUCCGGUCCAUUCAGGAACAGAUGCGGCAACUCAACCACGACCCUGUCAACUUCCAGGAUGUCAAGGAUGAGAUUUUUGACAUGGUCAAACCUGCGGAUCCUUGCAAGAUUACUCUGCAGGAUCUUUUGAACUCUGGACAAGGGGAUGUUGUUGUUGGGAUCCUCAUCGAUCUCAACGGAUUCUGGAAUUAUGAAAACAGAGAAAUCAAUGUUCCUGACCAAAACGAAGAACCUACUCAAGUUUAAAUUCUAUUUUAGGUUU
Messenger RNA from Hyalella azteca, 1540 nucleotides. RefSeq names its product serine/threonine-protein phosphatase 2A regulatory subunit B'' subunit gamma. The record is from RefSeq and is a predicted model, not a curated record. The transcript has a single exon. The coding region runs from base 67 to 1524 and encodes 485 amino acids. Gene Ontology annotation, molecular function: calcium ion binding. NCBI's taxonomy places the organism in Eukaryota, Metazoa, Arthropoda, Malacostraca, Amphipoda, Hyalellidae. Gene Ontology annotation, cellular component: centrosome; spindle. Gene Ontology annotation, biological process: positive regulation of B cell differentiation; microtubule cytoskeleton organization; cortical cytoskeleton organization.